This is a messenger RNA of Rhipicephalus microplus (southern cattle tick), 4751 nucleotides long. RefSeq names its product WD repeat-containing protein 7-like. Gene Ontology annotation, molecular function: protein binding. The record is from RefSeq and is a predicted model, not a curated record. Gene Ontology annotation, cellular component: cytoplasm. Lineage: Eukaryota; Metazoa; Arthropoda; Arachnida; Ixodida; Ixodidae.
AUGAUCACCUCGAGCCAGCUGGUGGUUCCCAUGACGCUUUGGGGCAAGGUAGCCCCCACACAUAAUGUGUCAUCUAUCUUCAUCACAAAGGAUCAGAAGAUAAUCAUCACAGGCUGCCACGAUGGCCAAAUAUGCGUCUGGGACAUUAUGGAUGGGCUGAAAAUUGUACCACGCAGCAUGCUUUUCGGCCACACUGGUCGAGUUCGGUGCCUGACCAGCGCCUCUCCAACUGGGGAUGGCUCUUUGUUGGUUAGCUCUUCUGAGACAGGUGAAAUGUGCUUGUGGGACUUGACGGAUGGCAGGUGCUUGGAGUCCAGCAUUCUUCCUUAUGUUCAUACACGUAUGCAGUCCCACAUGCUCUCUGGGAGUGAAUGCUCUCACUUGUUCUGCAAUGGCUACUAUCCAGACAUUGUCAUUCUUGACACUAUGACGUUGACUGUAGCAUUCCAACUGGUGUCACGGGUCACCUCGGACUGGAUCAGUGCUGCGCAUGUUAUUAGGUCGCCCAAGCUAAAUGAUGACGUUGUCGUAUCCGUUAGCGCUGGUGGUGUGGCCAAGGUCUGGACUCUGUCGCAUGAUGAUUACAAGUCUCCGAGUCCAUUGUACGAAAGCGAGUCCAAGAUUCUCAAGUGCCUGCGCACCUUGUGGCUAGCGUGCUGUGCCUACAACCAGCGCACCAUACUUGUGGUGACUGCCAACUCUUGGCAGGUCUAUGAUGCGUAUGACUUUGCGUUGCUUUGCUCAACGGACAGCCUGCCAGACCAGCAUUGGAUGGGAGGGGACUUCAUCUCUGCUGAUCGUGUGUGCAUUUGGAGUGAUAAGGGUCGUGGUUAUCUCUAUCAGCUUCCAGCCAAUGCCAUUGUUGAAAGCAGGGACUUUCGCACUGGGCCCAACCCUGAAGAUGACGCUUUCCUCUUCUGUGUUCUUGCUGUUCCCAAUGAUAAGAGGCUCACGUGCCGUCCUGCCAUGGGGUACUUCUUGAGCACACGGGGUGGCUUUCAAAAAAUGCUCCUCAGAGGAGACUCCAAUGGAUCUAUUGUAGUAUGGAACAUUGUGGAUGGAGCCACUUGUGAUGUGACUCGCAUACGCCAAAAUAGAAAUGUAAUUCAAAUGAACCCUUUUCUGAGCCUAGCUUUGCAGGAUGCUUGGAAUGAAAUGAAGCCUCCGCCUCCUGGCAUUCUGGACAAAAUGGAGCUGCCUAAAGAAAUCCAUGAGUCGAGGCUUUCGGCCAGUGUCUAUUUACCCCUGCAAGGACGCCUGGUAGUUGGCAGGGAAGACGGCAGCAUCAUUGUCGUGUCAGUCACCCAGGCUGUUAUGCUGCAGAUUCUCUAUGGGAAACAACACCACGACGAUCAGCCACAGCUACUAGUGCUGAGCGGCCACGUCGGCCGAGUAACAUGUUUGCUGUAUCCGAACCACGUGCAUUCGCGUUACGAUUCUGGUAUCCUGGUAUCGGGUGGCGUGGACUUCUCGGUAUGCGUGUGGGACCUGUACGGGGGCACGCUGCUCCACCGAUUCUGUGAUCACGCAGGCGAAGUCUUGCAGCUUCUUGUGCCUCCAAACGAAUGCAAUCCACGAGUGCUUCAAAGCAUCUGCAGUGUGGCCAGUGACCACUCGGUAGCGCUGCUGAACCUGAAGGAACGCAAACGCAUUUUUCUGGCCUCUCGGCACCUCUUCCCUCUCACUGCGGUCAAGUGGCGACCCUCACAUGACUACAUGGUGGUCGGCCUCUUGGACGGCUCUGUUCACGUCUGGCAGAUGGAGACAGGCCAUUUGGACCGAGUGCUUCGGGGUCUGGCAGCAGAGGAAGUCCUGAAUGCAUGCGAAGACUACUCUGGGCACCCAGCAGAACGCAUGGCAAACGUGGCUGGGCAUCAUCAUAACAUGGCUGUAAUCAGGCAUGGCAGCCAUCGUGGAAUGGGCCAUCGGCACCACUCUUCACACCACCAUGCUUCAGGACACCAGAUAACACCAGCAAAAUUGCACUGCAGUCAUGGAGGACAUGAAGCUGGAGAUGGUGCCCAUGCGCGAUCUCGGGCACACCCGCUCAUGGUUCAGGGGCUCAGGACCAACCCAGUUGAUCAAGACAGUCAUGUGCUGUUCUUUGACAUUGAGGCACUCAUUGUGCAUAUGCAAUCCGAACAGAAUUUCGGAAUGGCAGCAGGUACGCUGGAGUUCGGGGGCCACAUCAAUCAGUCAGAGUACCAGAAAUACCUCGCCUUGUCUACGUCACCAGAGGCACGCAAAAAGGCAUCCUCGGGUUUCAUUGCCAAAGUAAGAGACACCGCAGAGAGCGUUGGAAUCAAAGUGAGAGACACGGCACAUAGCGUUGGCAUCAAAGCAGACCAGGCAUCAGGCGGAAAGGUAGGAGACAUGAAGAAUGCAGCAGCCAUUGAAGCCAGUGCCAAGAUGACACAUCUUAGCCGAGCUGAGACCAAUCUAACCAUGGAGAUUUCACAGCUACUGUUGUCUGUUCUGCAUGCUUGGGGUCUCGACCCUGACCUCGACAAGGUAUGUGAAAGUAAGCUAGGACUACUGUGCCCCAUGCGACCCACCUGCUUUGGCCUGCUGUCCCGGGGCCACCACAUGAGCCUGCUGCUUCCCACCCACAUGUACAGCAUGAUGCCUCUCUCUCCAAAUGCUGGAUCUACAGGCGGCAGCAAGGAGCGUAAGGUGGUGACCAUGCCAGUGCCCAAGGAGCAGAUUGAAGAGGAGGAGCGGGCACGACGCUUCUCAUCGAAAGGCCACUGGGAGUUAUCGACCGCUGUCACGACCAAUCACCUGCUCUCCGCGAUUGCCCUGGCGAAUACCUUCAAGUCGAUGCGAAGUGCCACUUUUGUACCCGAGCAGGAGAAGCGCCGAAGGCUGCACAGGCGACUGAGCCGUGCCGAUAGCCGUGCCUUCAUGAUGACGCCUGCUGAAGGUGUUGUGGACAGCAGCGGUGCCCUGGCUGUCCUCCAGGAGGUUCUGUCGCAGCAGCAGGCUGACAUCAGGCAGGGCUGGAGCUUGCUGGCUGCACUACACACCAUCCUGCUGCCUGACCUGGUAGACACGGCAGAUUUCAAGCAGCCUCAGGUCGAAAUACUCGCCCGCCGGUGGCAGGACCGCUGUUUUGAGGUGCGCGAGGCAGCUCAGUCACUUCUUCUUGCGGAGCUACGGCGCAUUGGUCACAAGGGUCGCAAGAUGGUUGUGGACGAAUGGGCCAUGUACCUGCCCAAGUACAUCGAUGCCUCUGCCGCUACACCCCACAUUUCGGCUGGCGGGCCCACUGCAUUAGCACAUCAGCCGGGACAGGCAGCACACAUCGAGAGCUUCCAGCAGCACUUCGAGAACACAGAAUACGGAAACAAGCACUCCUGGAGUGCUGCUGAAGCCCGUCGAAAGCAGUCUACAGCCAUUGUUCUUCUUGGUGUAAUUGGAGCCGAGUAUGGCCAGGAGAUGGAACAGAGCAAGCGGAAGGGCGCUGAAGACCAGAAAAAGAAGUCUGUUGUGGAGGGAUUUGGACCCACCAACUAUUCUCUUGCACGGCAGACCAGCCAGGCACUGGCACACCUGCUGCUGACACCUCCGUCUUCAUCUCUUCCGGCUCACUCAUCGCUGCGCCGAGCGGCCAUUGACCUGAUUGGCCGGGGCUUCGCAGUCUGGCAGGCGUACAUAGACGUGUCCCGCGUGCUGCUUGGUCUGUUUGACCUCUGUUGUGAAGCAGACAAGCUGCUCCCCAGGGCAUCAUACGGGCUGUCGCUCGCGCCGGCGGCAGAUUCUUGCCGCACAGCUCGGCAGGCGCUGUCCCUGAUUGCGACAUCGCGUCCGCCAGUAUUCAUAACGACGCUGGCACGCGAGGUGCGCCGCUACACCACACUCGCACAGGACGCCCAGUCGCUCAACAUCUCCCUGCAUCAGACAGUGCUGUGUCGUGCGCGCCCCGAGAUGUUGCGCAUUGUAGAUUUGCUCAUCAGCAAGAUGGAGGUGGAAGUGGCCGAGCUGCUUGCCGAGGUGAUGGAGAUCGUGCUACACUGUGUCGACCCUACCCAACUGAAGGCACGCGGACUCGGCGAGCUGUUUCCCUCUUUGUGCAGAUUUAACAUGGUCAGCUACUGCAAGGCAACACGGCGCAUUGCUGUCGGAGGCAAGAAUGGCAACCUCACCAUCUUUGAACUGAAGGCCUCAAAGUCACAGGUUACUUUGGCCCACGAGGCGACAGUGGACGCCUGCACAUUCUCUCCGGAUGGCAAGUAUUUGGCCACAUAUUCUAACGGGGAGAACAAGCUCUGCUUUUGGCAGACUGCGUCGGGCCUGUUUGGGCUGGGAAAUGCACAGCAGCGCUGUGUGCGCACCCACGCGACGCCUAAAUUGCCAGAAAGUGUGGUUGCCAACCCGCUCAAGAUGGCACGGCUCGUGUGGGUCACCAGCCGCAUCGUCAUCCUCAUGGUGGCCGAUGGCACGGAGCAUCGCUUCACCCUCUAGUCCACUCCGUCCCUGGAGAUACACAAUCGCCCCUAUCAUCAUUCACUUGUACCAAAUUCGAUUUAAUGUAUUUUAUAAUUACAUAAUAUAUCAUUAUGCAAUUUACAUUACGUAAAAACUUGUAAGCAUAUUGUGCAUUUUCGAAUUAAUUUCAUUACGAUUAAAAUGACUGCGCUGUCAUGUUGCGAGAAUGCUUUUUGGCAGUACUGCCACCACGUGCGACUUCCCAAGAAAAACUUUAGUCAAAAAUGCAAAACACUAUUUCUGUGGGGCACAUGUCUUCUGUG